AUGCCUACUCACCUUAAACACUCAAAGCAGGAGUUUCUGUCUCAACCGCAGCCCAAGCUACUACCACAGAAACGCAAGGAUAAGCAAAAAGACGCGGAAACGGUGGCCACUAAUCAGGCCUUUCUGAUGCACCCCAAGAUAUUGCAACGACUUGUGACAACCGUUACAUUGCGGUCGCAAAAUAUGCACACACUCCCGCACUCAGCUACCACCAGGAGGGUCUCGAAUGCAAUGGAGGAGGACUUUGGUCAAGCCAUGAGCUUUGCCAGUAUGUUCUCCAUGCUCAACCUCCAGAGGUACCCCGAAGCCCUCAAUAGCUACGACGAGUAA
Molecule: messenger RNA, 330 nt
Organism: Sphaeroforma arctica JP610
Lineage: Eukaryota; Ichthyosporea; Ichthyophonida
Exons: 2
Coding region: 1-330 (109 amino acids)
Source: RefSeq, a predicted model, not a curated record